Molecule: messenger RNA, 4196 nt
Organism: Cherax quadricarinatus
Lineage: Eukaryota; Metazoa; Arthropoda; Malacostraca; Decapoda; Parastacidae
Source: RefSeq, a predicted model, not a curated record
CCGCGGGUUGAGGGCGGGGUCCACCCACGCAUCGCUGUCAUCACACCCACACACGUACGUAAGAUCACCUGCCCCGUCACUGCCACGCCCACGCCCAUCGUCUUCUGGGCCAGAGAGAACCACGACCGCAGGGAGGCAGCAAGGGUGGUGGGCGGCCCACCCAGUGAUGGUGUGCAGAAUCAGCAGGUGGGGCUAGAAGCUCCCCAGGUGGUUGUGUACAGCAGUGGCACAGAUGAUGCAGGUGGUGAUGAAGGUGGUGAUGCAGGUGGUGGUGCAGGUGGUGUGAGGGUGGACUCGGAACACAGUCUUCACGUCACAACCACUCAUGAAGGUCUCUGGGCGUGUAUGGCAGCAAAUGAGGUGGGCGGACUGGUGGUUCCAGUGAGGGUGGUGGGUGGAGGAGUGACGCACGGUACUGUGGGUGUGGGCGUGGUGGGUGUGGACGAGGUGGAGGCAAGGGCAUCCCUUCUCAUGCCCACUCUGGAGCAAGGCUACCCAGCCCACCCUUCACCCACUACAACUACUGUCACCUGGAGACUGGUGAGCCGGGCUACGCAACACCUGGAAGGUAUCUAUGUCCUGGCGUGUGAACGUGGCACUGGCCUCGUCUUUCCCAGGGUACACCAACAGCUCCAGGCACAUGACAUCUCCCUCAGGCACCACAACCAUCACCACCACACCAGAAGGCACUCCUCUCUCCUCCAACAAACUACCACCACUUCACUCUCCACCACUGACAACAGUGAGCACAUGGAGAGAAGCAGAACUAUGACCUCAGACGUAGUUACUAGAAUGCAAGCACACAACUCUACGAUAGAAGAAGAAGAAAAGAACGAGGUAGAGGAGGAAAAAGAUGAGGAUGAUGAGGUAGGCUCUGAGAGGCGCCCUCCACAGAGGGCACCUCCCCAGUGUUCCAAACUACGGGUGUUAGGCCACACCUCCUACCCUGGGAAACUCUCUCACCAGGUACAGGGUCUCCUUCCCUACACCUCCUACUGGCUCCUGCUCCUCCCUCACUACAAAGGCGUCCUCGGCGUCCCCUCCAACCUGCAGCCCUUCACCACCCCCCAGGACGUACCAUCAGGGUGGGCGGUGUUGUCCCGCUGGUGGGCGGCACGAGUUGAGUCAGGUCUGUACGCCCUUACACUACACUGGAGCCCCAUAUCCCCUCGCCAUGCCCAUGGAGUCAUCCUCAAGUACCUGAUUACAGUGAAGGAGAGUGACACUGGCGUUACUCACAAUGUCAGUGUGUUGGGUGACGUGACCACACUCACUCUUCCCAACGUGACCUCAUCCCGGGUGGAAGUCACCUUGAUGGCCUCUACCAUCAUGGGUUAUGGUCCUUCCUCGCCACCUGCCAGGCUUAAUCUUCUCAGGACACACUUAAAGGAGCCUGGCAUGGGCGUAGUGAGGUCUGCCUGGUUCCUGGUGUUGACUGGCGGUGCUGUGGCCAUGGUGGUGGUGGUGGUGGCUUGUACCCUGGCAGCAAGAUGGUGUGUCACUGGCAUGCACCACCAGAUGCCCUCAGAGGUGAGCAAGGGGAAAGUGCUUAGUGUGGGGGGCCCCUGGGUGGAUGUAGGGGGCCUCUGGGCCCCUGGACCCUCACACCACAGUUCCGACAAGUCUGAGAGGAAACUCCUUGCCUCCAGUGGGUCUCCCUUGGCUGCUGAGUACUUCCAGGCGGAGGCUGUGACCUCCCACCUCAAGGAUGACCUACCCACCAAGACCAGGCUAGCAGAGUCGUGGCCGUCUGAUUACCUGUCUCCCUCUCCCUCACCUUCAUCAGCUUCGUGUCAGCGUGCUCAGCACCACACCCAGAGUGAGUCAAUGUCGGCACCGCGGGCAGGCCGGGUGCAGGCGGGUGGUGCCAUCAAGUUCCAACGCCACACUGGCACCUGCUAUACAAGUGCUGCUCUCCGCACCAGCUGCUCCAGCUGGCAAGAGACUGAGGAUAGCACUUGGUACAGUGGGGAGUGCUGCAGCUGCUGCCACAAUGAUAUCAACUUGCCACCGCGGGAGUCCUCUGGUACAGCAUCAGGUUGCUCCACCGUCCUGCAGGCCAACCUCAACCGUAGCGACCUCCAGGCCUUCUCCUCCACUCUAGAGUACCAGUACAGUGGUCUCAGCACCGAUGCCUAUGAAGUUGUCAGUGCUUAUGAAGAAGCAUCAGCCAUCACAGAUUCUGGACCUGACCAGCCCAGCAAGAGGCUUCCAGCACUUCCCUUGCGCAGAGACCUCCAGCAUCUUACACUCAACACAGAGUCCAACACUGACCUCUCCUUAAGCUGUUAUAACUUCGAUGAUGAUGAUGACAUAACUCAAUCUUGCAGUGACACAGAGGCAUCCUUCUUCAUACCCCAUGACAUGAAAAGGCAGCAAAAGGAAGGUGACAUGAAGGACAACAAUUCAGUGAGGGACAAGAGGCAAGGACAUAUCAGUAGUUUCUACUCAAGUCACACGUCGGGCGAGGUAAGCUGCCCGAAGGAGCUUCGGAAACUUGAACAAAGUCAUAGAGAUGGACAGAGUUCGACAAGCUCUCUAAAAUGUCCAGACCAAAGUGUUGAGUCAUCCUCAACGUCCACCUCAGGGGCCUCUACUUUAAACCCGUUAACGGUGGAAGACUUAGAGACAUCCUCGACCAGAAGAGUAAGCUGCCACUCCUCACUAACACAGGACAGCCUAGAGGAGCAGUUCGAAAGAACACUAAACAUGAUCACACAUGGAGGUUCAGCCAACCUGGAUUGACCAACUUCCUCCUGCCUCCUGUAACUAGAACUACCAUAGUCUGGCCUCUAGUGAGCUAACAGGUACAAUAUACUACAUUCUUAUCCUUUAUGCAGUCAUAGAAGCUUGAGACCUUAAGGCAGAGCAUUUAGUGUACAUAUACUUUUAUAGUGCUAGUGUGAGGCCUUAAAGCAGAUCAAUUAAAUGUAUGUGUAUUGUCCACUAAACCACAAAAUUAUUUUAAAUGUUAUAUACAUAAUCAGGAGGAUUGGUAGAUUUUCAGUAUCUGCUACUGGCAAUGUCCAUCUUUUUGGUCAUAGUGAAGUUGGUGUCUUUUAUGUAUCUCCUGAAACUAAUGUUAGGGAAAGUACAAGUAUUGUGGUUACUAAAAAGAUUCCCAGCAGAGUUGCAUCUGUCUCUCAUAUUUUUAUAAGGUAAAGAUAUCAUUUUGACAGUAUUUUCAUCCCGGUUGUCUGAGAGAUGUUUCCGGGAACCAUGAGACUGGUGCUGGGAGAGCUGCAUCUAGUAACUCUUGGCAGUCAUACCAAGAACACUAUUCUGCUUCACUCAGAACAGUACUCUCACAGUUUACACUUGUAGUGUUAAAGUGUCUUGGAUAUUUCAUGCCUCACCUUGGAGGGUUUAAAUGUGAAAAAAGUUCUGAACUAAACCAGUGUGGGAUGUUCAGUGUAAAGUGUGUGGAGGCUCAAUCCUCCGUCCGGUAAUAUUGAAACAGAUAAUACCAAACUGAAACAAAAGUCAGAAGAGUUAGAAGUGAUAAAAUGUUAUGGCCAGUAUUGUAGAAGAGUAGCAAUACAUACAUAUUUUAUAUAUAAAGCAAUACAAGUAUUGAAACUUACAGCUUUGUCAAGAGUGUCAACAGGUGUAAUCCACACCAUAAAGUGUCAACAGGUGUAACCCACACCAUAAAGUGUCAACAGGUGUCAUAUUAUACUCUAAAUGCUCAAGAUAUCAUAUCAGAAAAAUGUACAACUCGUAACAAUAUUGUACAGCUGCACACUUGUGUGUCGUCAUUCAAUACAUAUUAAGUGCUAGUCGUCAAGCUAUGUUGUUCCUCUCGGUGUUCUCCACCACACACUUUAUGGGAAAGUACUAAACUCGUAGGGGGUCAUAAUACACCUGGGGAAUGGGAGGUAUACAAGUUAAUCCAAGGAAGAGGGUAGCAUUAAGUCCUUGGAUGAAGAUCCCUUAUCAAAAUAUAUUAAUACAAUAGCUGCUACCUCAGUAAGGAGGAUAAAUAAUAACAGUUUUGGUCAUAAAUAACUGGACAUUUAUAAUUAUAUGAGAACCAUGUUUACAAAUUGCAUUACAUAGGUAUAUAGAUAUUAAUUCAGUCGUAACUGUAAUAAUUUGUGUGUGUACUCACCUAAUUGUGGUUGCAGGGGUCGAGACUCAGCUCCUGGCCCCACCUCUUCACUGUGUGUGUGUGUGUGUGUGUGUGUGUGUGUGUG